AUGGAUAUUUUGGGAGACGUUGCCCCUGAUCCUCGCAGACGAAGCAGAGAAACCGCUCAGCUCCAUUCCCGCUUAGGCAGGGAUAGGUCAUUCUUUGCUCAUCCAGACGGCAUCUCCUUCACUGUUCCUAUCAGACCUGUCAGACCUGACUUACUACCACAUUCACUUAAGCAGCUCUUAGCUGUAGAUAUUGUUGUUCCCGAUUUCUACCCAGCUGUUCCAUGCCGGCUCAACAUUUGGGGGGUUGAAGACGAGAGCGCUCGUUUCGUGGAAAUUUCCUUCGAUAGACAUGUGCAGGAUAAUCCAGAAAUGAGCCUGACUGCUCAUAUCAACUACCUCUCGGCAAUGAUCCAUACCAUGAUCUUUCCGCCACCGGAUGAGGGUGUUUUGACCCCACCAGCGGCACCUAUACAAGAAGAAGCCGCGUUUGAUAUCCCCAUAGAUCCAGAACAGCCACAGAAUAUAGAGGACCGACCUCAUAUUCAGAUGAUCCCAAGGCCUCCAGAAUGGGCUGCUGCCGAAGAUGACUAUUCUGGUGAUGAAAGUGACUAUUCAGAAGACUCUGCCUCUGAUGCCGACAAUUCUGAUAGUGAGGAUGUCGGAAAAGGGGCAGAAGCUACUGAAGUACGGAAUACCAGAACCAGUCGUGAAGUUCUCUUAUCAUUUCCAUCCCUAGGAAUGCGCGGUAUUGAACUUCUAGAAAUCAAACGCUUGUCACUUACCUUAAAAUGUGAUCGCUGUAAAGACGUGUUUGACCCUCAAAGUCUGAAAGUUGGUGAAGAUGGCGUGAGUAUACCUCCUGAACGAACUGAGAUAUGCAAAAAGUGCUCGAGCUAUAUGAAUAUUGACUUCAAAAUUCCAGAAUUGAAGUUCUUGAUGGUAGCUGCAGCGGAUGAAUCAACCCCACACCCGUUGCGUGCCAUAAAGAAGCACAAAGAGUCUCUUGGUCUUGUUGCUGGCAAAGAGCUGCCUCGACGUGGACGCUGUUUACACUACCGCAAAAGUUAUCGAUGGUUCAGGUUUAGCUGCUGUCUUAAAGUAUUUCCCUGCGAUAAAUGUCACGAUGCCGUGUCAGAUCACCCUAACGAACAUGCAAAUCGUAUGAUUUGGUUAGCUCUCCAUUUUGCCUCUGUUUUGGUGCAUAUUUUUGAUGCGUACUUUUUACAACAGUGGAUUUUGUUCUCGUGA
Ophidiomyces ophidiicola is the source of this 1188-nucleotide messenger RNA. RefSeq lists its product as uncharacterized. Bases 1 to 1188 code for a protein of 395 amino acids. The transcript is spliced from 6 exons. Gene Ontology annotation, molecular function: zinc ion binding. NCBI's taxonomy places the organism in Eukaryota, Fungi, Ascomycota, Eurotiomycetes, Onygenales, Onygenaceae. The record is from RefSeq and is a predicted model, not a curated record.